Molecule: messenger RNA, 567 nt
Organism: Nasonia vitripennis (jewel wasp)
Lineage: Eukaryota; Metazoa; Arthropoda; Insecta; Hymenoptera; Pteromalidae
Exons: 2
Coding region: 1-567 (188 amino acids)
Source: RefSeq, a predicted model, not a curated record
AUGCACGUGCAGGUGGCUGGAGGUCACCUGCAGCAGGAGGCGGCGGUGGCGCUGCUCACAGGAUCGAACCUGCACGUAGGCACCUCGCGCCGCUGGAACCGCGAGAAGGAGAGGAGCUGCCGCCUCCUCGGCGGCGAGGUGGGGGGCGCGUUGUCUUGCUGCCUGCCGUGCGCCGGCGGCGGCGGCGCUGGCGCCGGGCCCGUGGCCGCCGACAAGCCAUCGGCUCUCCUCCAGCGACAAGCCCUCCAGCAGCAGCAGCAAACCUCGCAGCAGCAGCAGAAGCAGGAGCAGCUGGCCGGCUGCAAGGGGGACCAGCAGCAGCAACAGCAGCUGCUGCUGCAGUCCUGCGGCAAGGCUAGACUGGAGGUGAGGGAGGAGCGGCUGGACCUCGACGACGUCUAUCUCGGUGACGUCGAGGAGGAGGAGGAGGACGACGACGAGGAGGAGGACGCCGAGGGCGCCAAGGACGGUGCGCACGAGGGGGGCGGCCAGCACAGGCUCAGCCCCAGGCUGCACGACAUCGAGGAGGAGGACGAUGAGGAGGGCCGUAAUACGCGCGAACGGUGA